UCGUGGCUGUGUGGAUGUGCGCGCUGGCUUAGCGGUGGUGGCUUCCUGGGUGAUGUGUGUAUGCUUGAAUCAUAUUUCGCAAUGAGUGAUAGAAGAAAAUAUUAGAAAGAUGGCGCGUAGAACUUGAAUUCGUAACCAUAAAGCUGAAGUACUGCUUCGAAAAAUCCGAAAAAGGUAUUGAAAAGCUGCUGUGUAGACUCCCGCACUUCCAGUAAUCAUGGAGACAGAGGAAUCGUCAACCGUACAGUUCCACGAAAUGGGCCUUGACGACCGGCUUCUGCUGGCUAUUGCCAGACUUAAGUGGGAAGCACCCACCCUUAUCCAAGAAAAGACCAUCCCCCUGGCUUUGGAAGGCAAAGACAUACUGGCGAGGGCCCGCACGGGGUCGGGCAAGUCGGGUGCGUUCGCCAUUCCCGUCAUCCAGACAAUUCUGCAGAACAAGAAGGCGUGCAGCCAUCAGGCGGUGCAGGCCCUGGUACUGGCGCCGACCAGGGAGCUCUGCCAGCAGCUGUGCUCACAUUUCGAGUCGCUGACCUCGUGCUGCUCCCGGGAGGUGAGGUGUGUGAACGUCGGGACGCAGGCGGACCUCUCGGCCCAGAGAUCGAUGCUCAUGUACAAGCCGGACAUCGUGGUGGGCACGCCGUCCCGCGUGCUGGCCCACAUCCAGGCCGGCAACCUGGACGUGUCGCGCGACCUCAAGCUGCUGGUGGUGGACGAGGCCGACCUGAUGCUGACGUUCGGCCACAACGGCGACCUGAUGGAGAUGGCGCGCCACCUACCACCCAUCUGCCAGGUCCUGCUCAUGAGCGCCACGCUGUCCGACGAGGUCAAGGAACUGCGCCAGCUGCUGCUGCACAAUCCCGUCAUCCUGAAGCUGGAGGAGCCACAGCUGCCGGCCGGCAACCAGCUGUCGCAGUACCACCUCAAGGUGGAGGAGAACGACAAGUUUGUAUUGAUAUACACGCUGUUCAAGCUGAAACUGGUCAGAGGGAAGACUAUCAUAUUUGUCGGCAGUGUGGAUCGCUGCUACAAGCUGAAGCUGUAUUUCGAGCAGUUCGGGAUCCCGGCAUGUGCGCUGAGCUCCGAACUGCCGGCGAACUCACGCAGCCACAUAUUGUCUCAGUUCAACGAUGGAGCUUACGACAUCAUCAUUGCCUCAGAUGAACGCUUCCUGGACGAGCCCGAGCCGUCGUCGUCAGCUGCCGCCAAACCAGAAGCAGAUGAGACGGGUAACAAGAAGAAAAAGAAAGGCAAGGCUCCGACGGAACCGGAAGCGGACGAGCCCAAUAAGAAAAAGAGAAAGCAGGACAAGGAGUCUGGCGUAGCACGUGGCAUCGACUUCCAGUUCGUUUCCAACGUCAUCAACUUUGACUUCCCCUUGGACGUGGAUUCGUACAUCCAUCGAGUGGGUCGGACGGCUCGCGGAAACAGCAAGGGCUCCGCGCUUUCCUUUGUCAGCAUUAAGGACCAGCCUGUGCUGGACGAGGUGACGUCGAAGCUGUCUGCAAUGUUCCCCAACGAAAGUCAUCUGUUCAAGCCGUACCUCUUCAAGAUGGAGGAGAUCGAGGGCUUCAGGUACCGCGCCCAGGAUGCCAUGCGCGCUGUCACAAAGCGCAGUAUCCGCGAGGCGCGUCUGAAGGAGAUCAAGCAGGAGAUGCUCAACUCGCGCCGGCUGCAGUCUUACUUCGAGGAGAACCCGCGAGACCUGCAAGUACUGCGGCACGACAAGGCGUUGCACACGGUCAAGGUACAGAGGCACAUGAAACAUGUGCCCGAGUAUAUAGUCCCCAAGUCUUUGAGGAAACGUGCUGGGAUUGAAGAGAAGCGAAAGACGCACAAGGCGGGAGACGCAAACUCUUUUGGCACGCGAAGGUUCCAAGGCCCACACAAGAAAAAACAAGACAACCCGCUGAAAACGCUCAAGUUCGACGGCUUUGCUGACGACUUCAGAUGAUCCCAUGAUGUCAGUUUUGCCAUUUUGAAACGUUGUUCGUUGUUGUGAUUGUGUCGGGAGGAAGAUGUCUGGGUUGUGCGCAUUUUCCCCGUGUCAUUAGACUGCUGGUAUCAAAUAUAUCAUGAGCGUACCAUGUUAUGUGCGCUUUGUAUACGGUCUUGGCUCGACGCCGAAUUGGUUCACGGACUGGAAUCCAUCAGUGCAAGCUUGUCAAUAUACAAAUCAGGCUGUA
Molecule: messenger RNA, 2186 nt
Organism: Pollicipes pollicipes
Lineage: Eukaryota; Metazoa; Arthropoda; Thecostraca; Pollicipedomorpha; Pollicipedidae
Gene: Ddx56
Product: putative ATP-dependent RNA helicase DDX56
Exons: 2
Coding region: 218-1954 (578 amino acids)
Cellular component (GO): cytosol
Molecular function (GO): ATP binding; nucleic acid binding; RNA helicase activity
Source: RefSeq, a predicted model, not a curated record